Molecule: messenger RNA, 1539 nt
Organism: Letharia columbiana
Lineage: Eukaryota; Fungi; Ascomycota; Lecanoromycetes; Lecanorales; Parmeliaceae
Exons: 2
Coding region: 1-1539 (512 amino acids)
Biological process (GO): GPI anchor biosynthetic process
Cellular component (GO): glycosylphosphatidylinositol-N-acetylglucosaminyltransferase (GPI-GnT) complex
Molecular function (GO): phosphatidylinositol N-acetylglucosaminyltransferase activity
Source: RefSeq, a predicted model, not a curated record
AUGACGUACAAUAUCGCCAUGGUCAGCGACUUCUUUUUCCCCCAACCCGGCGGCGUUGAAAGCCACAUCUACCAACUCUCGACCAAGCUCAUCGAUCGUGGCCAUAAAGUCGUCAUCAUCACCCAUGCAUAUGAAGGACGAAGUGGUGUUCGAUAUCUUACGAAUGGCCUCAAGGUCUACCACGUACCUUUCUUUGUCAUCUAUAGAGAAACUACUUUCCCGACUGUUUUUUCCUUCUUCCCAAUAUUCAGGAAUAUCAUCCUGAGAGAGCAGAUCGAAAUCGUGCAUGGGCAUGCAAGCUUGAGCAGUCUGUGUCACGAGGCUAUUUUACAUGCCAGGACUAUGGGGCUGAGAACGGUCUUUACCGAUCAUUCGCUUUUUGGGUUCGCGGAUGCUGCGAGUAUCUUGACGAAUAAGCUCCUGAAAUUUACUUUGAGCGAUGUGGAUCAUGUCAUUGGAGUCAGCCACACUUGCAAAGAAAACACAGUCCUGCGAGCUUCAUUGGACCCGCUGAUGGUCUCAGUGAUCCCCAACGCUGUCGUGGCAGAAAAUUUUCAGCCUUUGGCUCUGCAGAACCGUGCGAAAACCCACCAGCCAAUCUCGCAACUUGACGCUCGCCCUCCGCCACCACCGCCUCAACGACUUGGUCCUGAGGAUACUAUUACGAUCGUCGUGAUUUCUAGGCUCUUCUACAACAAAGGCACUGAUCUUCUCAUCGCAGCCAUUCCUCGAAUCCUGGCAGCCGAUUCUCACGUCCGCUUUAUCAUCGCUGGUUCUGGACCCAAAGCUAUAGAUCUAGAGCAGAUGCUCGAACGACGAGUGCUGCAAGAUCGAGUCGAGCUACUCGGACCUGUUCGUCAUGAAGAGGUUCGGGAUGUCAUGGUCCGAGGCCAUAUAUACCUGCAUCCUAGUCUAACCGAAGCCUUUGGUACUGUCAUCGUCGAAGCCGCUAGCUGUGGCUUGUACGUCGUGUGCACUCGUGUAGGGGGCAUACCCGAAGUACUGCCUCCGCAUAUGACUACUUUCGCAAAGCCAGAGGAGGACGAUCUGGUAGCUGCUACAGGCAAAGCAAUCUCAGCUUUGAGAGCUAACAGGAUCCGAACCGAAGGCUUCCACGACCAAGUCAAGAAAAUGUACUCUUGGACCAAUGUCGCAGAGCGAACAGAACGAGUCUACGACGGCAUCACAGGUGCGAUUAGCGAAGAAGAAUUCUACGGCGACGUCUCAGGCGGUGGCUGGUCUGCCACUCGAGGUAGGGCGGGUGUGCAGAGCUUUGCGUUGAUUGAUCGCUUGAAGAGAUACUACGGCUGCGGUAUCUGGGCCGGCAAGCUCUUUUGUCUUUGCGUCAUCAUCGAUUACUUGCUCUUUCAGCUGCUGGAGAUGGUGUUCCCAAGGGCCAACAUCGACAUUUGUAGGAACUGGCCGAAGAAGCGAAGGGAGAGCAGGGACCAGAUUGACGAGGAGUGGGAUGAGGCUAUGCCUUUGAGGAUGGCUAGAAGUCGGGCUUCGUCAAGGAGGCCUGGAAAGCGGCGCUUUUAG